CGCAGCGGCGCGGUGACGCAGCGUGGCGGCGGCGACGACGGCAGCAGCGGCGGCGACGGCGUCGGUCGGUGUGAGGAGAGAGGGAGGGAAGGCGGAGAGAGCGAGGCGAGUGGGGGCGGCGGUGGCGCGGGCCGGAGGCGAUUCACUCAGCCCCUGCUUGAACAUAGCAUGGAAUGAGGAGCGCCUGGCCUGAUGAGACUUCUGAUUGUUACUUUGGUUGAGUGGAAACGUGCUUCCUUUUGAUCUCCAGUCACUGGGCUCUUAUCUGCCCUGUGGAACCAAGAGAAUCAGUUGGCUCCUAUUUGUGUGACAGGUCUUCAGGAGCUCACAGAAACCUCCCUGAUGUGAACAGGCCUCUGCCCCCGCUGCCCCUCCCGGGAUUUUCUAAGCACCCUGACCCACACUCACCCCCCUCUCUGGGGAGAGACAACAGGAUUCUGGAGCCGAGACCAUGUGACAGCAUUGCCCUUCCCCACCAUUCCCCCACCCCCGGCCUCUGCCGGUGCCAAGCCCAGGCCCUGGCCACGGCACCAUGAUGUUCCGAGACCAGGUUGGCAUCCUUGCUGGCUGGUUCAAGGGCUGGAAUGAGUGUGAGCAGACGGUGGCCUUGCUGUCACUGUUGAAGCGAGUCACCCGGACCCAGGCCCGAUUUCUGCAGCUUUGCCUGGAGCACUCCUUGGCAGACUGUAACGAUAUCCACCUUCUGGAGUCAGAGGCCAACAGUGCUGCCAUCAUUAACCAAUGGCAGCAAGAGUCCAAAGAGAAGGUCGUCUCCCUCUUGUUGUCCCAUCUACCCCUGCUCCAGCCUGGCAACACAGAGGCCAAGUCUGAGUAUAUGAAGCUGCUGCAGAAGGUGCUGGCCUACUCUAUAGAGAACAACGCCUUCAUUGAGGAGAGUCGGCAAUUGCUCUCCUAUGCCCUCAUUCACCCGGCCACCACAUUGGAGGACCGAAACUCACUAGCCCUCUGGCUCAGCCACUUAGAGGAACGGCUGGCUGGUGGCUUCCGGACCCGAGCUGAGACUGCCUACCACUCCCGCCAGGGCUCAGAUGAAUGGGGUGGCCCUGGGGAGGCUGGCCCUGGGGAGCUAGGGCCAGGCUGGCAGGACAAGCCACCACGAGAAAAUGGACAUGUGCCCUUUCACCCUUCUGGUGCAGUGCCAUCCACCAUCAACAGUAUUGGGAGCAAUGCUAAUGCAGGCCUCCCCUGCCCAAUGCACCCAAGCCCGCUGAAGCGUUCCAUGUCGCUCAUCCCCACGAGCCCGCAGGGCCCUGGUGAAUGGCUGAACCCAGAGGAAAUGGGGGCAAGAGCAGCCUUUGCCCCACCCGACCACGCGCCCCUCUCGCCCCAGAGCAGUGUGGCUUCCUCAGGCAGUGAGCAGACGGAGGAGCAGGGCUCCAGCCGGAACACUUUCCAGGAGGAUGGCAGUGGCAUGAAAGAUGUGCCAUUAUGGCUUAAGAGUCUUCGCUUACACAAAUACGCAGCCCUCUUCUCCCAGAUGAGCUAUGAGGAGAUGAUGACCCUGACUGAACAGCAUCUGGAAUCUCAGAACGUGACCAAAGGUGCCCGUCACAAGAUCGCCCUGAGCAUCCAGAAGCUUCGUGAGAGGCAGAGUGUCCUCAAGUCCCUGGAGAAGGAUGUGCUGGAAGGUGGGAACCUGAGGAAUGCUUUACAGGAGCUCCAGCAGAUCAUUGUCACACCCAUUAAGGCCUACAGCAUCCUUCAGGCAGCUGUGGUGGCUGCAGCCAAGGAGGGGGGCAGGGGGGAGCCGCCGCUGAGCGCUGAGCCCCCCCCAGCUCGCCCAGGCCCUGAGAAGGCCCCUGAGGCCAAGGAUGCCCCAGCAGAAAGCUAUCCCCCCCAGCCGGCCCCUGCCCCCAGUGAUGGUAGUGAGCCAGCCACAGCCCCUGUCGCCGAUGGAGACCUCCCUAGCCAGUUUACCCGUGUGAUGGGCAAAGUGUGCACCCAGCUGCUGGUGUCCCGGCCAGAUGAGGAAAACAUUACCAGUUACCUCCAGCUCAUCGAAAAGUGCCUGACACAUGAGGCUUUCACCGAGACACAGAAGAAGCGCUUGCUGUCCUGGAAGCAGCAAGUCCUGAAGCUGCUCCGAACGUUUCCCCGAAAAGCUGCCCUAGAAAUGCAGAGCUAUCGGCAGCAGCAGAAGGGCUGGGCUUUUGGCUCCAACUCUCUCCCCAUAGCUGGUUCUGUGGGGAUGGGAGUGACCCGGCGGGCCCAGAGGCAAUUCCAGAUGCCCCCUCGGGCCCUACCACCUAGCCGAAUGGGCAUCCUGAGCCCUGCGGGCAUUGGAGGCGUUUCACCUCGACAUGCCCUCACCAGCCCUAGUCUUGGGGGGCAAGGACGACAGAAUCUGUGGUUCGCCAACCCUGGAGGCAGUAACAGCAUGCCCAGCCAGAGCCGGAGCUCCGUGCAGCGCACUCACUCCCUCCCUGUGCAUUCCUCCCCCCAGGCUCUCCUCAUGUUCCCGCCAGAUUGCCAGGUCCCAGGCCCAGACCUGGAGAUCAACCCUACGCUGGAGUCUCUAUGCCUCAGCAUGACGGAGCACGCCUUGGGUGGUGAGAGCUUCCCUCCUUCCAGUCCCCUCUACAGGCUCCUUUCUUGAGAAUGAUCCCCAGGCCUUCCCCUCUUCAUCCACAGAACAAUGCCAGGCUUGCAGGCCUGAGCCAAGAAGCCACACCACUGUGCAGGAGGCCUGAGUGCCCGGGAUGCCCAUGUGGGGAGGUCUGGAAGCCCCCACCCUGAUCUCCUUCAGCUCCUGACCCCCCUCCUUCCUCUCUCUCUCACCACAGAUGGGACAGACAAAACUUCCACAAUCUGAUGUGACUGAGAGCCCAGCGGAUGUGUCGUCCCCCUGGGGUGGGGAGAGGGGCCCCCCCAUCCCCUCAGUGACAAGAGGGGUGGUGUUGGCUCAGUUAUAUGUUCUAAUAUUUUUCUACUUUAUUAUCCCUUUAACUCUGGUUUAAUAUUGAUAGACACCAUUCGCCCCCCUCCCCCCCUGGAGGCCCCACGUUGCUAUGACGCAGGGUAUAGAGGGGGAUCUCUGCUGAGGGCCAGGGCAUGGUAUGGAGGGGAUCCAGGGCCAGGGGAACUGCCCUAGGCACCUCUCCUCCUUCCCCUGCUUCCUUUCUGGACAAUGGCUUUCCCAGAACUCUGGACACCCCUCCCCAGAGAAACUGACUCCAAAGGAGGCCAGCAGACCCCCCCCUCCCUGGGGGGCCUGUCCCAGAGCAUUGGGGUGACUGAGCACAGAUCUGCCUGCUCUGUUCAACACUUUGUGGGAGGAGAGGGCAGUGAGGAGACAGAAAUCUUGUUUUCUCCCAUCAUUUCCCCUCUUUCUCACAGACACACACCUUGCCCUAAGGAGGGGAGUUACCUCCCUCUUCCCCCCCCUCUCUCUCCCUUCCCAGAGUUUCCGUACGAUUAAUUUCUUAGGCCUAUUUAAGACAUAUAUUUAUAUAGUUCUUAGCGGUUUCUCUGUCUCUCUCUUUCAAUCACUCCCUCCCUCCCUCUCAUUUUAAUCUCAUCAUUGGGUCUCUCUGAGCCAUGAUGUAUGGAGGGAGGGCAACAGGGGAGGCUGAGGGUCUGGGGGAUGGAACCAGGGGUGAGGGCAGCGCCUUCUCCCCCGUCCUCCCCCCCAAUCCCCCAGACUCCCCUUUACCCCCUGCCUAGCUCCUGGAGGCCCUGGGGGGAGGCAGGGCAGGGCAGAUAGGUGGGGGAGUGGCCAGUGGGGUCAGAAAGUCUGUUGCCUUAAUGCCCCCUCCCUUCACCCCCCCCUUCUAUACCCGCACCCUAACCAGGAGGCGAGAAACAGGGUGGGGGUAGGGAAUGGAAGGCUUCUCUUUUCAGUUUUUUCCUUUUCUUCUAGCCCUCUCCCUGCUCUGUCGUGACCUCACUAAAGUGGAACACUACAUCAUAGCCCAGAGUCCCAUCCCCCCCACCCCCUUGGGUGGAGGAGAGUGCCAGGGGCAGCGGGAGGGGAGAUGCCAGAGACUCCCACCCUCUCCCCCAGCCCCCCUUGGGUGGGCCUCUUCUUGGUACAGAAGCUUUUCCCACCCUGCCCCUUCCUACUGGGACUCUCUCAAGCUUUUCACACAGAAAAGGAAAAAAAUGUUAUUUUUAGAUACAUUUUAUGAAUAACUUUUGUUAUGACUAUGGCUGGUAACCAUUACGUAUGUUAUUAAAGAAACAAAAUGUUGGAAAAAAAAAACCAAAAAACCCCCCCCAAGCCUCCUGGCCCCUCUCCCUUCUUCCCAACAGCCACCCAGUCUGGUGCCCCUGGCUCCACUCUCCCUCCUCAGCUCCUGGUCUAUUCCCCUUCCUGCCCCCUUUUUUGCCCAGGGAGGGAGGGGGCAGGGAAUCCCAGGGGCCUCGUCUCCAGGGGGCCUCCCCACACCCUGGCUGGGGGGAGGGGUGGGGAGGGGCUCGGGUUUAUUUAUGUACCUCUUGCACUCAUCAACCUAUGCAAGCCCCUCUCCCCCAUCCCCUCCAUAUUGCUGUGCCUUUGCCUGUCCCCCAUCUCCUGGGGAUCCUCACCCCACAGGGGGACAAGGGGACACCACAACUUGGAAUCAGCAGAAUGGUGUUUUGUGGGGUAGGGGUUCCUGUCCACCCUAGGUUCCCCCCCCACCCCCAUCCCCAGCCAGGUCCCAUCCCAUCAAUCUGUUAGGCCUGAGCCGGCUCAGCCUACCAGUGAGGACCUCCCUAUUGGAAAGGGGUGGGGACCCCCAGAGAGGAGAAAAACACCCUCUCCCACCCUCCAGCCUGACACCAGAGUGUGUGGGACGCAGGCGGCCCCCACCCCGACGGGCAGGACCCAGUCCCCCGUCCCCUAUUUUCCCUCCCCUCCCGGGCCCUCCAUGGUUUCAGCACUCCAUCUUCCCCCAGCCCCACUGGCAGAAGCAGCUUUGAGUAACUGUACACAGUUUUUCUCUCUGUUGGAGAAGACAAAUUUGUUGGAGUUUCACUUGUUUAAUGGUCCGGGCUUAUUUUGGAAAAAAAAAAUCUGACCUUUGUUAUAAUACAUUUAAUGAAAACCCAA
Messenger RNA from Monodelphis domestica (gray short-tailed opossum), 5053 nucleotides. The record is from RefSeq and is a predicted model, not a curated record. Lineage: Eukaryota; Metazoa; Chordata; Mammalia; Didelphimorphia; Didelphidae.